AUGUAUAGACCAAUGCAGCAUUUUCUCCUUGCUUUCUCUCCUGUGUUCUAUGUAACAAUCAUUCUGGGAAACCUUCUUGUUGUGUUUACAGUGACCUUUGACCCUUACUUACAUUCCCCCAUGUACUUCCUUUUAGCCAGUCUCUCAUUUAUUGAUUUAUGUUUUUCUACCUUAACAGUUCCUAAGAUGAUUCAUGACUUGUUCUCUGGGCACAAAACCAUAUCCUUUCAGGGAUGUGUCAUCCAGAUAUUUGUCCUUCAUGUCCUGGGUGGAUCGGAGAUGGUGCUACUCAUCUCCAUGGCCUUGAACCUAUAUGUGGCCAUAUGUAAGCCCCUCCACUAUCUGACUAUCAUGAACCCGCAGAUAUGCAUUUUGCUUCUGUCUGGUGCUUGGGCUAUUGGCUUCAUUCAUUCAGUGGCCCAGUUAGCUUUUGUUGUCCAUUUGCCUUUUUGUGGUCUCAAUGAGAUAGAUACCUUUUACUGUGAACUUCCUUGGUUUAUCAAACGUGCCUGCACAGACACCUACAGAAUGGAAUUUGUGGUUAUUGCCAUCAAUGGGUUCAUUUCCAUGGGCACCUUCUUCUUAUUGCUUAUCUCCUAUACCUUCAUCCUGGUCACUAUAUGA
Messenger RNA from Mirounga angustirostris (Northern elephant seal), 624 nucleotides. Its product is annotated as olfactory receptor 4F6-like. NCBI's taxonomy places the organism in Eukaryota, Metazoa, Chordata, Mammalia, Carnivora, Phocidae. Gene Ontology annotation, cellular component: plasma membrane. The record is from RefSeq and is a predicted model, not a curated record. Gene Ontology annotation, biological process: G protein-coupled receptor signaling pathway. The coding region runs from base 1 to 624 and encodes 207 amino acids. Gene Ontology annotation, molecular function: G protein-coupled receptor activity; olfactory receptor activity. The transcript has a single exon.